AUGGAAGAACGUUUUCCCAGCCAUAAUGCCACUGACCAUACCAGUGAAAGUUUAUCUCAGUUGUCUGCCAUUCAAAUCAUCGAAAUUGUUUUGUAUUUCACUAUUUCUGUGAUUGGAACAACAGCAAACAUUAUGGUUUUUUACACGUUGCUGGGCCGUCAUUAUUUAAGGGUUACUGAAUAUCUCAUUCUGAACUUAGCUCUUACUGACUUAGCAACAUGUGCCGUGAGCAUAACCUUUGACUUGACAGAACGUCUCUUAGGAGGAUUCCCUUUCGGUUCGAUCAUGUGUUCUGUUGUGUAUCCGUUGCAAACAAUCCUCAUGGCAGUCUCAGUGAUCACACUUCUUUUCAUAAGUCUGGAACGUCGGCACAUGGUAAUGAAACCCUUCCUUCUACCACGAUUUCAUCCGAUAAAGGCAAAGAUCGCAAUUUUUGUCUCGUGGAUCGUUCCUAUUUUGUUUAUUAUUCCCCAUGCUCUCGUGCUAAGGCUUGAUGGGGAUCAGUGCUUGGAAAUGUGGCCCGAACAUUGGCAUGUUCAAAUUUUCACGCUGACAAACUUUACCGUCUUUUUCGCCAUUCCGAUGGUUGUCAUCGCCACCUCUUACUUCAUGACGGGGAGAAGAGUGCGAAUGGAACUUGCAAAGCUCAAUGAUAUGCUGGAAGGGACCAACAGAUCAAAGAGGGACUUCAUCAGGAAGCGCACAAUUCAAAAACUUAAAGUUACAAAGAUGUUUAUCAUCGUUGUUUUCUCUCUUUUUGUGUGCAUGUUACCCACGCAUUUGGUAUGGAUUUGGCACGAUUUUGCUCAGGGUCAACAGAACGCACACUUUGAGUAUGCAUUGGUAUUCAGCAAUAUCUUGAUGUACUUAAACAGUGCUUUGAAUCCGUUCAUCUUUAGAACUGUUCGAGGUAAAUCGUUUACCCGACUGGUCGCGUGUUGUUGGAAAAAGUUUUGCGAAAACUCAAAUGAGUCAAGGAUAUCCCUCAAUUGCGUUUACACUCAUUAUCAAAUGUCUCAAAUAGAGGGUGAAAGAGUCAUCAGAGUCACAAAACAGACUUCUUCCAAAUCCUCUUGCAGAUUUGAAAUGCGUGACGAGACGAGGGUUUAA
Molecule: messenger RNA, 1110 nt
Organism: Pocillopora damicornis (cauliflower coral)
Lineage: Eukaryota; Metazoa; Cnidaria; Anthozoa; Scleractinia; Pocilloporidae
Product: galanin receptor 2b
Biological process (GO): G protein-coupled receptor signaling pathway
Cellular component (GO): plasma membrane
Molecular function (GO): G protein-coupled receptor activity
Source: RefSeq, a predicted model, not a curated record